This is a messenger RNA of Manis javanica (Malayan pangolin), 1791 nucleotides long. Lineage: Eukaryota; Metazoa; Chordata; Mammalia; Pholidota; Manidae. The record is from RefSeq and is a predicted model, not a curated record.
AUGGCCUGCAUCCUACAAGCUCUGGCUCCUGCCAGCUGGCUCAGUCAAUACAGUGACCUUCUCUGUGUUCCAGAGUGCUGCCCGCCGUGGAGGGGCGACGGGAGUCCCUGCGGCCAGCACUCGGGCCGGGGCUCCUGCCAGGACAUAGUUCUGUCCCAUGCGCCCCUGGGCCCUCAGUUUCCCUUCUCCGGGGUGGACGACCGGGAGUCUUGGCCCUCUGUCUUCUAUAACAGGAGCUGCCAGUGUUUCGGCAAUUUCAUGGGGUUCGACUGUGGAAACUGCAAGUUUGGCUUUGGGGGACCAAACUGCACAGAGGAGCGGCUCUUGGUCAGAAGAAACAUCUUCGAUCUGAGCGUUCCAGAGAGGAACAAAUUUCUCGCCUACCUCACCUUAGCAAAGCAUACUACCAGCCCAGACUACGUCAUCCCCACAGGCACCUCCAGCCAAAUGAAUAACGGAUCGACACCCAUGUUUAAAGACAUCAACAUUUAUGACCUCUUUGUGUGGACUCAUUACUAUGUGUCCAGGGACACACUGCUUGGGGGGUCUGGAGUCUGGAGGAACAUUGAUUUUGCUCACGAAGCACCAGGUUUCCUGCCUUGGCAUAGACUCUUCUUGCUGCUGUGGGAACAAGAAAUCCAGAAGCUGACAGGGGAUGAGAACUUCACUAUUCCAUACUGGGACUGGCGAGACGCUGAAAACUGUGACAUUUGCACAGAUGAGUACCUGGGAGGGCGCCACCCCGCCCACCCUGACCUCCUCAGCCCGGCAUCCUUCUUCUCCUCUUGGCAGGAAAACAAAUUACUUGACCUCCUUAGGCCCCCUUUUCCAAGUUUACAUGAUGGAGAUGAUGAAGGAUUUGCUAGUCCACUUACUGGGAUAGCAGAUGCCUCUCAAAGCAGUAUGCACAAUGCCCUGCACAUCUAUAUGAAUGGAACGAUGUCUCAGGUACAGGGUUCUGCCAACGAUCCCAUUUUUCUUCUUCACCAUGUAUUUGUUGACAGUAUUUUUGAACAGUGGCUUCGAAGGCACCGUCCUCUUCAAGAAGUUUACCCAGAGGCCAAUGCACCCAUUGGACAUAACCGUGACUCCUACAUGGUUCCUUUUAUACCUCUCUAUAGAAACGGUGAUUUCUUUAUUUCAUCCAGAGAUCUGGGCUAUGACUAUAGCUACCUCCAAGAUUCAGAACCGGACUUCUUCCAAGACUACAUUAAGCCCUACUUAGAACAAGCAAGCCACCUCUGGCCGUGGCUCACUGGGGCGGCUGUGGUAGGCGCUGUCCUCACUGUCGUGCUGGGAGGCCUCAGGAGCCUGUUAUGCCGUUGCAAGAGAAAGCAGCUCCCUGAAGAAAAGCAGCCACUGCUCAUGGAAAAGGGGGAUCACCACAACUUGUUGUAUCAGAGCCAUUUAUAAAUGGCUUAGGCAAUAGCGAAGGGCCAAAAAGCUGAUCUCACUCUAACUCAACUGAUGUCUAGGUCCACAGGGGAUGUCCCAGCAGAAACCCCUGGUAUUUGUCUGUGAAGACCAUUAUCAGAAUUGUAACCUAAUACAAUGCAUGCCCUUCCAACUCAGGUAGGACACACCUGUGCUUGCCUUACUGUUUUUGGCCCAUCCCUUUGACAGCUUUUCUCAAGCACACAGUUCCAAAGAAAGGAUGCCAUUUGGGAAUAAGUAACUGUGAUUUGUAUCAGAAUGAAGGUGCUCUUACAAAAUGUGCGAAUAAUUUUGAUCUUUUCCUCCUGAUAACGGCAUAUUCUUUUUUAUUGUUCCCUUUUUUGAUCUUAAUAAACA